GAAACUGUUUGAACUAACGUGGAACGCAUGCGUAGUAGGGUCUCUUAUUAUUUCACCGGAACACAGGCAACACCUUCACAAUGGCAGAUGCAGAUGAUGAUUUUACUACAGGUGAUGCUGGGUCUUCUGAAACCUACCCACAACAGUGUUCUGCUCUAAGGAAAAAUGGACAUGUUUGUAUUAAAAACCGUCCAUGCAAAAUUGUGGAAAUGUCAACUUCCAAGACAGGAAAACACGGUCACGCUAAGGUUCAUAUGGUUGGAAUAGAUAUUUUCACUGGUAAAAAAUAUGAAGAUAUAUGUCCAUCAACACACAACAUGAAUGUUCCUAAUGUUAUCAGAAAAGAUUUUACGCUACUUGACAUUAAUGAUGGUUUUCUAUCUCUUAUGGAUGACAAUGGUGAAACCCGUGAGGAUAUAAAAGUACCAGACACUGAUUUAGGAAAAGAAAUUAAAGACAGAUUUGAAAAGGAUGAGCAACUUCUAAUAACAGUUAUUAAAGCUAUGGGGGAAGAACUAGCUAUUGCUAUUAAAGCUCAGACAAAGUAGUGCACAGAUAACCUAAAGACAUAUAAAGGCUUGAUAUUUUGAUGUGACAACAAAAACUAUUUAAACCUUAUGACAUAUGUCCUGUUUUGUUACCCAGACUCCUGAAAUAUCAAGCCUUUAAAACAAUUAUAGUGCUAUUAAAAAUGCAAAAAAGAACUUUCACUUGAAUUCUACUGCUUUGCUCUAAAACAAUGAACUUCUAUUUCACAUAAUUUGCUGAAGAGCAUUUUCCUUCACUUUUUUGUACAAACACAAAUUGGUAAAAUUUCAAGGGGGAAAUGCACUUGUGACCUUUUGACUUAUAUUUUAUGAAUAUUAUUUAUCCAUAUAGAUAACUGUCAGAACAAAUUGUGUGAAGUACUUGAAGAACUUGUUUUAUAUUGACAGUAAGGAAAAAUUUGGUGCAGGGAUUGGAUGGGUGGGUGCUGCUAUAAAAAAGAAAAGGAAGAAAAACUGCAUUUAAAGAUUUUGUUAAAAAAUAUUUAGAUUGUUUUGUAGACUUAAAUUUCUGUUUUUAUUAUUGAUAUAGCUGGUGUGUAUUAAUACUGGCAAUAUAAUCUUAAAUUUUCCUGAAAUUAUGUGAGCAAGAAAUCUGUAAUUUCAUUCAUUUGAUUUAAAUAAUAGACCUGCUAGAUCAUGUAUCAGACAUUGUGGUCAAUGACAUUAUAAUCAUUAAAGCAAAGGUUGAAAACUAGUGAUGUAUAUUUGCAAUGUUUUAAAUGAAAAAACAGUUGUGAAAAUGAACAAUAAUCUUCAUAAAACAACUAUUACAAGAAAUUAAAGAUAAAUAGAGAGAAGCAUCUGACAAUAUGCCUGUGUCAGCACUCUGGCCCAUUCGGAAUGUGAACAGGUAUUUUAACAAGUGUGUUAACAGAUCUUUAUGGAGAGGAAUAUAUGGCAGGGAUAUAUAUCAAAUAAAAUUGUAGAAUUUCAGCACUAAAUUUUAUUUAAUAAAAGUUUCUAUGGU
Molecule: messenger RNA, 1515 nt
Organism: Mytilus californianus (California mussel)
Lineage: Eukaryota; Metazoa; Mollusca; Bivalvia; Mytilida; Mytilidae
Product: eukaryotic translation initiation factor 5A-1-like
Exons: 5
Coding region: 81-548 (155 amino acids)
Biological process (GO): positive regulation of translational elongation; positive regulation of translational termination
Molecular function (GO): translation elongation factor activity; ribosome binding; RNA binding
Source: RefSeq, a predicted model, not a curated record